AUGUUCACCACUGGUAGUGGUUUGCUCAUUAUCUAUCUAUCUAUCUACGAUAGUGUUGUAUACCUAGUGGUUUGCCUAUCUAUCUAUCUAUCUAUCUAUCUAUCUAUCUAUCUAUCUAUCUACGCUAGUGUUGUAUACCUUGUCGUUGGCAUUUAUUUAACUUACCUACGCUAUUUUUCUACCUACGAUGUUUUUUUUCUUUCUUUCUUUUUGUCUUUCAUUCUUUUUUGCUUCUUUCUUUCUUUCUUUCUUAUUUCAUUCUUUCUUUCUUUCUUUUUUGCAGUCUCCUCCUUCCUUCUUCGUCUCUUCUUUCACUUUAUAAUCGUGCAGUUCUUUCUUUCUUUUUUUCUUUGUUUCUUUCUUUCUCUCUUGCUUGCUUGCUUCUUCCUUUCUUUCUUGCUGCUUUCUUUCUUUCUUGCUUUGUUUGUUUGUCUGUUUCUUUCUUUCUUCCUUUCUUCCUCUCUUUCUUUCUCUCUUUCUUUCUUUCUUUCUUCCAGUUUCCUUCUUCCUUCUUCGUCUCUUCUUUCCCUUUUUAAUCAUGCAGUUCUUUCUUUCUUUGUUUCUUUGUUUCUUUCUUUCUUUCUUUCAGUUUCCUCCUUCCUUCCUUCCUUUCUUUCUUUCUUUCUUUCUUGUCAUCGUUUUUUUUUUUUUUUUUUUCAUCGUACACCUCUUUCUUUCUUGCUUGCUUGCUUUUUCUUUAUUUCUUUUCUUUCUUUUCUUUCUUUAUUUCUUCCUUUCUUCCUUCCUUUCUUUCUCUCUUCCUUCCUUCCUUUCUUUCUUUCUUUCUUUUCUUCCUUUCUUCCUUCCUUUCUUCCUUCCUUCCUUUCUUUCUUUUUUCUUCCUUCCUUUCUUUCUUUCUUUAUUUCCUUCCUUCUCUUCCUUCCUUCCUUUCUUUCUUUCUUUUCUUCCUUCCUUCCUUUCUUUCUUUCUUUCUUUCUAGAUUGCUUUUGUUUUUUUUUCAUCGUCCCUUCUUUCUAUUACAUUAUUUUGUUUUUUCUUUCCUUCUUUUUAAUCGUGCAUUUCUUUCUUUCUUUCUUUCUUUCUUUUCUUUCUUUCUUUCUUUCUUCCAGUUUUCGUCCCUUCUCUCAUUUAGAUGUCAUUCUUUUUUAUAAAUGUACACCUCUUUCUUUCUUUGUAAACUUUCUUUCUUUUUUCUUUCUUUCUAUCUUUCUUUCAGUUUCCUCCUUUCUUCUUUCGUACACCUCUUUCUGUCUUCCUUUCUUCCUUCCUUUCUUCCUUCCUUUCUUUCUUUCUUUCUUUCUUUCUUUCUUUCUUUCUAGAUUGCUUUUGUUUUUUUUUCAUCGUCCCUUCUUUCUAUUACAUUAUUUUGUUUUUUCAUUCCUUCUUUUUAAACGUGCAGUUCUUUCUUUCUUUUUUCUUUGUUUCUUUCUUGCUUGCUUCUUUCUUUCUUGCUUGCUUGUUAGUUUCUUUCUUUCUUUCUUUCUUUCUUUCUUCCAGUUUUCGUCCCUUCUCUCAUUUAGAUGUCAUUCUUUUUAUAAAUGUACACCUCUUUCUUUCUUUAUGGCUUUCUUUCUUUUUUCUUUCUUUCUAUCUUUCUUUCAGUACACCUCUUUCUGUCUUCUUUCUUCCUUCCUUUCUUUCUUUCUUUCUUUCUUUCUUUCUAGAUUGCUUUUGUUAUUUUUUCGCCGUCCUUUCUUUCUAUUACAUUAUUUUGUUUUUUCUUUACUUCUUUUUAAUCGUGCGGUUCUUUCUUUCUUUUUUCUUUGUUUGUUUGUCUGUUUCUUGCUUGCUUGCUUCUUUCUUUCUUUCUUUCUUUCUUCCAGUUUUCUCCUUCCUUCUACUUCUUUUCUUUCGUUUAAAUGUCAUCUUUUUAUAAAGGUACUCCUCUUUCUUUCAUUCUUUCUUUCUUUCUUUCUUCUUUCUUUCUUUCUUUCUUUCUUUAUUUAUGUCUUAUUUAAUAAUGUCACUCUCUCUCUCUUCUUCUCUUACUUUUCCCUCUAUUUCUCCAUCUGCUGCGCUCUUUAUCACUCUCGCAUUGUCUUUAUCGCCAUCUUUUUUUUUUCCUUUUCUUGUCAUGCCCGCGACACUCUCCUUCCCCCUCUCUCUAAGUUUUCUACUAUCACUUUUUUUUUCAUUUUAAAAUUCUCUGUCUCUCAUUUUCCCUCGCAGAUUCUAUUGCUGCCAAGUAUUGUCAAUCCCUCUCUUUCCCUCCUGGUUUCUCUUCCCCUCAGUUUCUAUUUCUGCCCCCACUCUCUUUCCCUCCCAAUUUCUUUAUUCUGUCCCUUCAUUUUCUCCCUCCCAGUCUCUCUUUCUGCUCCCUCCCUCUCUCAUUUUCACUCGCGGUUUCUCUUUCUGUCCCCCUCUCUCUGCUUUUCCCUCCCAGUUUCAUUAUGUCCCCAUAUUUCCCUUUUUCUCUCCAACAUACUUUUUCUUCUCCCCCUCACUCUUUCCAUCCCAGUUUCUCUUUCUUCCCCCUCUCUCUUUCCCUCGCAAUUUCUCUUUCUGUCCCCUCAUUCUUUCCCUCUAAUACUCUCUUUCUGCUCCCUCCCUCUCUCACCUUCCCUCGCAGUUUCUCUUUCUGUCCCCCUCUCUCUUCCUUUCCCUCCCAGUUUCAGUUUCUUCCCACUGUUUCCCUUUUUCUCUCUCAGUUUCUGUUUCUUCUCCCCCCCUCACUCUUUCCCUCCAAGUUUCUCUUUCUUCACCUCUCUCUUUCCUUCACAAUUUCUCUUUUUCUGCCCUUCUUUCUGCCUUUCCCUCCAAGUUUCAAUUUUUCCCCUCAUUUUUCCACUAAUUCUCUCUUUUUUUUGCUCCUCCCUCUCUCACUUUCCCUAUCAGUUUCUUUUUGUCCCCUUCUCUCUGCUCCCUUUCCCUCUUUCAAGUUUCUCUUUCUUUCCCCCCUCAUUAUUUUCUUCUAAUUCUCUUCUUUUUUUUUGCUCCCUCCUCUCUCCUUUCCCUACCAGUUUCUCUUUUUGUCCCCCCUCUCUCUGCCUUUCCCUCAAAGUUUCACUUUCUUUCCCUCAUUCUUUUUCUUCUAAUUCUCUCUUUUUUCCUCCCUCUCUCACUUUCCCUACCAGUUUCUCUUUUUGUCCCCCUCUCUCUGCCUUUCCCUACAAGUUUCACUUUCUUUCCCCUCAUUCUUUUCUUCUAAUUCUCUCUUUUUGCUCCCUCCCUCUCUCACUUUCCCUACCAUUUCACUUUCUUUCCCCUCCCUUCUUUUCUUCUAAUUCUCUCUUUUUUUGCUCCCCCCUUCCCUCUCUCCCUUUCCCUGCAGUUUUUUUCUCUUUCUUUUGUUCCCCUCUCUCUACCUUUUCCCCUCCAAGUUUCUCUCUUUCUUUCCCCUCAUUCUUUUUUCCCCUAAUUCUCUCUUUUUUUGCUCCCUCCCUCUCUCCUUUCCCUACCAGUUUCUCUUUUUGUCCCCCUCUCUGCUUUUUUCCUCCAAGUUUCACUUUCUUUCCCUCUUCUUUUCUUCUAAUUCUCUCUUUUUUGCUCCUUCCCUCUCUCUCCUUUUCCCUACCAGUUUUCUCUUUUUGUCCCCCUCUCUCUGCCUUUCCUCCAAUUUCCUUUCUUUCCCCUCAUUCUUUUCUUCUCUCUAAUUCUCUCUUUUUGCUCCCUCCCUCUCUCCAGUUUUCCCUUUCCCUCUUUCUCUUUUUUUCCCCCUCUCUCUGCCUUUUUCCUCAAGUUUCUCUUUCUUUCCCUCUCCUGCCUUCUCCUCUUCUCUUUUCUUCAAUUCUCUUUUUGCCCCUCCCUCUCUUUCACUUUCCCCCUACCAGUUUCUCUUUUUUUUGUCCCUCUCUCUGCCCUUUCCCCCUACAAGUUUCACUUUCUUUCCCCUCAUUCUUUUCUUCUUUCUCUCUUUUUCCUCCACCUCUCUUUUGCUUUCUCUUUUGUGUCCCUCUCUCUGCCUUUCCCCCUUCCAGUUUCUUUCCCCUUUUUUCUCCUCUCUUUUUGCUCUCCCUCCUUCCCUUUCCUACAGUUUCUCUUUUCUUUCCCCUCAUUUCUUUUUUCCCUUUCUGCGCUUCUAAUUCUCUCUUUUUGCUCCUCCUCUCUCACUUUCCCUACCAGUUUCUCUUUUGUCCCUCUCUCUCUUUCCUUUUCACUUUCUUUCCCCUCAUUCUUUUCUUCCUAAUUCUCUCUUUUUUUGCUUUCUCUCCUUUCAGCACUUUCUUUCCCCCUCCAUUUCUUUUCUUUCCCUAA
Acanthosepion pharaonis is the source of this 4155-nucleotide messenger RNA. The record is from the annotation of a GenBank genome assembly. Lineage: Eukaryota; Metazoa; Mollusca; Cephalopoda; Sepiida; Sepiidae.